AUGGCGCGCCGGGCCGCGGCUGCCGCCCUCGCAUGGCUGGGAGCCCUGCUGCGCCAGGCCGCGGCCGACCCCGUGGUCUCGGUCGGGGCCGGCUACUCCCACAGCCUGUUCCUGAAGGAUCCGUCUGGAGAGGUGUACGGCUGCGGGCACAACCUGUAUGGCCAGCUAGCGGACAACAGGAGCCUCAAGCGGCAGCGGCCCGUGCGGAUGCUGAGCGGCGUGCAGGCGGUGACCGCGGGGUACUACCACUCCCUCGUGCUGACGCGCGACGGCCGGGCGCUCGCCACGGGCGACAACGACUACGGCCAGCUGGGGACCGGCUCCACGGAGGGCCGGCGGCGGCCGCUGGAGGUGAUGUCUGCGGUGCAGGCCGUGGAGGCGGGAGGCUCGCAUUCCCUCUUCCUGACGGCCUCGGGGGCCGUGCACGCCGCGGGCUACAACGCCUACGGCCAGCUGGGGGACGACGGCACCAAGCAAGAUCAGCUCGUUCCCGUCCAGGUCAGGGGUCUGGACGGUUGCAAGGUCCGAGGCAUGGCCGCGGGCACCCUGCACUCGCUCUUCCUGUGCAAGGACGGAACGGUCCUGGGCACAGGAUCCAACGAGGACGGCCAGCUUGGAGCUGGCUCGGCCAAUGUCGGCAAGCACAUGGACCCAGUGCAGGCCAUGCUCCCCAGUGACGCUGAGAGAGUCGCAGCCGGUGCUUACCAUUCCCUCUUCCUGAUGCGGAACUCGAGCGUCUACGCUUCGGGCCAGAACAGGCGUGGACAGUUGGGCGACAAGGCAAAAUCGGACCGCCACGCUCCCGUGCAGGUGGUAGGCCUCCAGGGACAGGGCAUUACCCGCAUAGCGGGCGGCUUCCAGCACUCUCUCUUCCUGUCGGAGAUUGGGAAGCCGUGGAGCGUCGGCGCAAACGACCACGGACAGCUCGCGGAGGGAUGGCACCACCAAAGACCGCAGCCGUCCGGUGCAGAUCGUAACGGAUUUACAGGUCAAAGACAUUGCGGCGGGCGCGCUUCACUCGUUGUUCCUUAUGCAGGAGACGGGACCGUCGCCGUCUCCGGCUCGGACUUCUGGGGCCAGCUCGGGCGCGGUGGCGGCGACGACCAGCUGAGCGCGGUGAACUCGCUGGUGCCGUGGACCCGAGCUCGGGGCUCACCCAGGGCGACCAGGAGUGGCUCGAGAGCCUGCAGAAACAGUUUUCCGUGGCAGGCGACCUGCAGACUGCCGCUCCUCGCCGUCGCCGUCGCCGCGGCCGGGGUCCUGGCGGCCGGCCUGCUGCUGAUGCGCAGGCCGGCGGCGGGGCUGCCGAGGUCCAGGGUCGAGGCGGGGGCCUGGCCGCUGCCUCUGGCCGCGGAGGAGCGGUGCGCUGGCGGCGUCGCCAGCCGCCCUCGUCGCCCGGGGACCGCUGCAGAGCCGCGGCUUCGGGGACGAGCUCGGCGCCCUCCACGCCUCAAGGAGAUGUUGGUGACGGCGACUACUUGA
Prorocentrum cordatum is the source of this 1482-nucleotide messenger RNA. NCBI's taxonomy places the organism in Eukaryota, Dinophyceae, Prorocentrales, Prorocentraceae. The record is from the annotation of a GenBank genome assembly.